AAAUGUGGAAGAGGAAAGGAGGUUUUGUCAAUGCUUCGAGAGGAUAAGAACAGGUUUGACGUUCUUGGAAAUGAUCUGCAAAUGCAUGAAAUGGAUGGAAUUCAGCUCCUUAAGAUCAUCCGAUCAGAAAUGGAUUUGCCUGUCGUCAUCAUAUCAUCAGAUGAUGAACAAGAACUUGUUUUGAAGGGUGUUCUUCAGGGUGCUUGUGAUUGUUUGAUCAAGCCUGUUAAGAUGGAAGCUCUUAAAGUCUUUUGGCAGCACGUGGUUCGCAAGAAAAUUAACAACACUUUAGAACGAUUAGAACAGCCAAGAAGAAAGGAAGAGGAUAAAUUGCAUUUGGAGAAUUCUUGUAUUGUUAGCUGUACAGUCUCUGGAAAUGCAGGACAUCCUAUGACCUUGAAAAGGAAAAUAGAUGGUGAAGAUGAAGGCAAGGCUUCAGAUGGUUUGUCUACGGGAAAGAAAUGAAUGAUUUGGACUCGUGAACUCCAUGAAAAGUUUGUUAGAGCAUUGAAUCAUCUCGGUCCUGGAAGUAAGAAUUUUUUUACUAAUUCCACCUCCAUUGUCUGUCUUUUUUUUUUCCUUUUUAAAAAGCUCUACACUCAUCACUAUCUACAAUAUCAUGGAAGUUUGUGUG
Molecule: messenger RNA, 634 nt
Organism: Populus trichocarpa (black cottonwood)
Lineage: Eukaryota; Viridiplantae; Streptophyta; Magnoliopsida; Malpighiales; Salicaceae
Product: two-component response regulator ORR21
Exons: 2
Coding region: 31-465 (144 amino acids)
Biological process (GO): phosphorelay signal transduction system; cytokinin-activated signaling pathway
Source: RefSeq, a predicted model, not a curated record